CCCCGAAAUAGCAGCGAGGACGAAUUAAAGGGCCAGGCUGGCUUUCUCUCGCUCUGCAUCUUACAGUGUGUGUGUCUUGGAUUCUAAGACUCCUCUUCCACACUCCGGCAGCUUCCUGGAGGUGGGUCAGGCCAUUGCAGGGCCCUUCGAAGACGUGGUUGUCUCCUCCCCCACCCCACCCCCCAUCUUUCGGAAAAGCCAUGUCCUGGACCUCCCUCAUUGCGUUCACCCGUGCCAGCGAAUCUAGUGACCUCUGGAAAGAUGGGCAGCAGCAGCCGCAGCCGCAGCCUGAGCAGCCAGAGCCUGCCUUAGAUGGGUCCGCAGCCCGUGCUUUCUACGAAUCCCUGAUUGGGGACAGCACUCCUGAACCCCAGAGAUCGCGGCCGAAGUCUGCCCGGGAGAGAAAGAGGAAGCAAAGAAGAGUGGUGAGAGAGGCUCCAGCACCAGCAGCGGCAGCCUCAGAGGGACAUGAACAAGAGGGAUCUCAUGAGGCAGAGGACAAGAUGACCCAGGGGAUACUGAAGGCAGCUCAGGAGGGGGACCUGGCAGAACUGCGAAGGCUGCUGGAGCCCCGGGAAGCUGGCGGAGCUGGGGGGAAUAUCAACACCCGCGAUGCCUUCUGGUGGACUCCCCUGAUGUGUGCUGCCCGGGCCGGCCAGAGGGCAGCUGUGCGGUACCUCCUGGGCCGAGGGGCUGCUUGGGUGGGGGUCUGCGAGCUGGGGGGCCGGGAUGCUGCUCAACUGGCUGAAGAAGCUGGCUUCCUCGAAGUGGCCCGUAUGGUCAGGGAGAGCCAUGGAGAGACCAGCAGCCCCAAGAACCGGCCCCACCCUCGUGCCCUCCAGUAUUGUGAGAGCUGUGAUGCCCAUUUCCAGGAUGCCAACCACUGCACUUCCACUGCUCACCUGCUGGCGUUGUCCCGAGGACCCUGUCCCCCCAACCUGCCUCCUGGGGUGCCUGCCUCCAGCCCAGGCUUCAAGUUGCUGCUGAGGGGGGGCUGGGAGCCAGGGAGGGGGCUGGGGCCUCGAGGAGAGGGUCGCACCAACCCUAUCCCCACUGUCCUCAAGAGGGACCAGGAAGGACUGGGCUACAGUUCCGCCUCCCAGCCCCGAGUCACACACUUCCGGGCCCUGGAUACCAGGGCGGUGGCUGGGAAGGAACGAGCCCCUCGGAUGACCACACUGAGCCGGAGAGCGGCGAGAAGGCGAGAGGAAAAGGGCAGGGCCUGGGAGCGGGACCUCAGGAUGUACAUGAACCUUGAGUUCUGAUCUCAGAGAGGCCUACUGUGGUCUGCUUCCGGCGUCUGGGCUUCUUCGGUCCUGAGACUUGAGCACUUUGGAUGAGGCCUGCCUGUGUCCGUUGGGAGUGAGGGACAGAGAGUUGGAAAAUAAAUCAACCUUCACUCUUUGA
Echinops telfairi (small Madagascar hedgehog) is the source of this 1407-nucleotide messenger RNA. It is a transcript of the gene GPANK1, whose product is annotated as G-patch domain and ankyrin repeats 1. Lineage: Eukaryota; Metazoa; Chordata; Mammalia; Afrosoricida; Tenrecidae. The coding region runs from base 201 to 1265 and encodes 354 amino acids. The transcript is spliced from 3 exons. The record is from RefSeq and is a predicted model, not a curated record. Gene Ontology annotation, molecular function: nucleic acid binding; protein binding.